CAACAUAUAUUCAUAAAAACUUUAGAUUUGUGUCGUGAACAAGACAAUCAGUGUUGCAACAUUAUCGAAUAUACUAACAAUGAAUGUAUUUUAUAUAAUUUUAAUAUCAGUGUUGAGUUUCGGAGUUACUUAUUCAGAGGAAAAUAUUGAUUGUAAAGGGAAAGGAUUUAUUUGUUAUAAUCGUGAACAAUUUUAUCAAUGUGUCGAUGAUGGAAACAAAACAUUAACGCAAGGGAUUCCGCAAUUUUGUCCGCCUGGGUUUGUAUGCAACGAUUUAUUAGAAAUUGAAUGCGAGGAUGAGUGGAUUGUAGAAACCACGCUCUCAAAUUUAAUUUCUGAUCAAACAACUGUUGGUACAACCAUAAGUGGAAUGCAAACAGAAAAUACAAUAACGUCAUCAUCAGAUUUUACUGAAAUUAAUGAAUCAACAACUGAAAUAUCGAUUGAAACAAGCACUGUCAGUGAUAUUACUGAAGUGCCAUUGGAAACUACCUCAAAUGCAGGACCAAAUUCCAAUGGAACCACUGAAAUUCCAGUUGAAACUAGUACUGCUUCAGAUAUUACUGAAGCUCCAUUGGAAACUACAUCGUCGAUAGAGGUAACUCAUUCAACUGAUAAUACUCAAAAUCCUAUAGAACCUACAACUACAUCUGAGAGUACUGAAAUUCCAUUAGAAAUUAGCACUGCUCCCAGCAUUACUGAAGUUCCACUGGAAACUACCUCAAAUGCAGGACCAAAUUCAACUGAAACCACUGAAAUUAUAGUUGAAACUAGUACUGCUUCAAAUGUUACUGAAGUUCCAUUGGAAACUACAUCAUCGAUAGAGGUAACUCAUUCAACUGGUAACACUCAAAAUCCUAUAGAACCUACAACUACAUCUGAGAGUACUGAAAUUCCACUAGAAACUAGCACUGCUCCCAGCAUUACUGAAGUUCCACUGGAAACUACCUCAAAUGCAGGACCAAAUUCAACUGAAACCACUGAAAUUAUUGUUGAAACUAGUACUGCUUCAAAUGUUACUGAAGUUCCAUUGGAAACUACAUCAUCGAUAGAGGUAACUCAUUCAACUGGUAACACUCAAAAUCCUAUAGAACCUACAACUACAUCUGAGAGUACUGAAAUUCCAUUAGAAACUAGCACUGCUCCUAGCAUUACUGAAGUUCCACUGGAAACUACCUCAAAUGCAGGACCAAAUUCAACUGGAACCACUGAAAUUCCAGUUGAAACUAGUACUGCUUCAAAUGUUACUGAAGUUCCAUUGGAAACUACAUCAUCGAUAGAGGUAACUCAUUCAACUGGUAACACUCAAAAUCCUACAGAAAUUACAACACCAUCUGAGAGUACUGACAUUCCAUUAGAAACGAGCACUGCUCCUAGCAUUACUGAAGUUCCCUUGGAAACUACGUCAAAUGAAGGACCAAAUUCCACUGAAAACACUGAAAUUCCAAUUGAAACUAGUGCUGCUUCAGAUAUUACUGAAGCUCCAUUGGAAACUACAUCAUCGAUAGAGGUAACUCAUUCAACUGGUAACACUCAAAAUCCUACAGAAAUUACAACUCCAUCUGAGAGUACUGACAUUCCAUUAGAAACGAGCACUGCUCCUAGCAUUACUGAAGUUCCCUUGGAAACUACCUCAAAUGCAGGACCAAAUGCCACUGGAACCACUGAAAUUCCAAUUGAAACUAGUACUGCUUCAAAUGUUACUGAAGUUCCAUUGGAAACUACAUCAUCGGUAGAGGUAACUCAUUUAACUGGUAACACUCAAAAUCCUAUAGAACCUACAACUACAUCUGAGAGUACUGAAAUUCCAUUAGAAACUAGCACUGCUCCUAGCAUUACUGAAGUUCCACUGGAAACUACCUCAAAUGCAGGACCAAAUUCAACUGGAACCACUGAAAUUCCAGUUGAAACUAGUACUGCUUCAGAUAUUACUGAAGUUCCAUUGGAAACUACAUCAUCGAUAGAGGUAACUCAUUCAACUGGUAACACUCAAAAUCCUAUAGCACCUACAACUACGUCUGAGAGUACCGAAAUUCCAUUAGAAACUAGCACUGCUCCUAGCAUUACUGAAGUUCCAUUGGAGACUACCUCAAAUGCAGGACCAAAUUCUACUGGAACCACUGAAAUUCCAUUUGAAGCUAGUACUGCUUCAGAUAUUACUGAAGCUCCAUUGGAAACUACAUCGUCGAUAGAGGUAACUCAUUCAACUGGUAACACUCAAAAUCCUAUAGAAUCUACAACUACAUCUGCGAGUACUGAAAUUCCAUUAGAAACUACCACUGCUCCUAGCAUUACUGAAGUUCCAUUGGAGACUACCUCAAAUGCAGGACCAAAUUCCACUGGAACCACUGAAAUUCCAAUUGAAACUAGUAUUGCUUCAAAUGUUACUGAAGUUCCAUUGGAAACUACAUCAUCGGUGGAGGUAACUCAUUCAACUGGUAACACUCAAAAUCCUAUAGAACCUACAACUACAUCUGAGAGUACUGAAAUUCCAUUAGAAACUAGCACUGCCCCUAGCAUUACUGAAGUUCCAUUGGAAACGACCUCAAAUGCAGGAUUAAAUUCAACAGAAAAUACUGAAAUUCCAGUUGAAACGAGUACUGCUUCAGAUAUUACUGAAGCUCCAUUCGAAACUACACCGUCGAUAGAGGUAACUCAUUCAACUGGUAACACACAAAAUCCUAUAGAGCCCGGAUCUCCAUCUGAGAGUACUGAAAUUCCAGUAGAAACCAGCACUACGCCUGGUAUUACUGAAGUUCCAAUUGAAACUACUUCAAAUGCAGGGCCGAAUUCUACUGGAAAUACUGAAAUUCCAGUUGAAACUAGUACUGCUUCAAUUUUCACUGAAGUUCCAUUGGAAACUACAUCUUCAAUACAGGCAACAGAUUCAACUGGUAACACCCAAAAUCCUAUAGAACCCACAACUCCAUCUGAAAGUACUGAAAGUCCAGUUGAAACCAGCAGUGCUCCUAGCAUUACUGAAGUUCCGAUUGAAACAACUGCAAAUGCAGGACAAAAUUCAACUGGAACCACUGAAAUCCAGGUUGAAACUAGUACUGCUUCAAAUGUUACUGAAAUCCCAAUAGAAACUACAUCUUCGAUAGAGGUAACUCAUUCAACUGGUAACACUCAAAAUCCUAUAGAACCUACAACUACAUCUGAGAGUACUGAAAUUCCAUUAGAAACUAGCACUGCUCCUAGCAUUACUGAAGUUCCACUGGAAACUACCUCAAAUGCAGGACCAAAUGCAACUGAAACCACUGAAAUUCCAGUUGAAACUAGUAUUGCUUCAAAUGUUACUGAAGUUCCAUUGGAAACUACAUCAUCGAUAGAGGUAACUCAUUCAACUGGUAACACUCAAAAUCCUACAGAACCUACAACUCUAUCUGAGACUACUGAAAUUCCAGUAGAAACUAGCACUGCUCCUAGCAUUACUGAAGCUCCAUUGGAAACUACCGCAAAUGCAGGACCAAAUUCCACUGAAACCACUGAAAUUCCAAUUGAAACUAGUACUGCUUCAAAUGUUACUGAAGUUCCAUUGGAAACUACAUCAUCGAUAGAGGUAACUCAUUCAACUGGUAACACUCAAAAUCCUAUAGAACCUACAACUACAUCUGAGAGUACUGAAAUUCCAGUAGAAACUAGCACUACUCCUAGCAUUACUGAAGUUCCAAUUGAAACUACUUCAAACGCAGGACCGAAUUCAACUGGUAAUACUGAAAUUCCAGUUGAAACUAGUACUGCUUCAAAUGUUACUGAAGUUCCUUUGGAAACUACAUCUACGAUAGAAACAACAGAUUCAACUGGUAACACUCAAAAUCCUAUAGAAACUACAACUCCAUCUGAGAGUACUGAAAUUCCGGUUCAAACUAGCACCGCUGCAAAUAUUACUGAAGUUCCAUUGGAAACUACCUCAAAUGCAGGACCAAAUUCAACUGGAACUACUGAAAUCCCAGUGGAAACUAGCACCGCUUCUGAUAUUACUGAAGUUCCGUUCGAAACUACAUCUUCCGGGGAAACUUCAUAUCCAAGUGUUAACACUCAAAGUCCAAUCGAAACCACAACUUUAUCAGCUCAAUCAACUAACGCUCCAGAUACUACAAUUUCUACCGAAAAAGAAACGAUUUUUACUUCGACUUCUGAACCACCAAAUUCUUCCAUGGUUACUGAUUUUCCAACAGAAACUACACCUAUUUAUGAAACUACUUUAUCUUAUGAACACACUAAUUUUACAGAAAGUUCCACUUCAACUACGUUGGUUUCAGAAUCAAAUCCAAGCGAAUUUACCACUCCUUCGAUAGAUUCUACAACGGAUCUUCCCGUAAAAACGACAUCAAUAAUAGAAGAAACUGUUCCAACGGAACAUGCAACAACGAUUGGUGAUUUUACGUCAUCAAUGGAAGUUAGUACAUCAAGUGAGGAUAUAAAUUUCAGUGAGGUUACUACAGCUAAUUCUUUGACAAAUGAUUCCAAAGAAACUGAUAGUUGGGAAGUUACUGAUGAUUCAUUUACAACUACUUCAUUUCAUUCCACAAUUGUUACUACUGAAAACAUAAACUUUAUUAAUAAUACUGAGAUAGUUGAAACCACCACUUCCAACGAAAUAAUUACAAAUGAAACAAAUUCUCCAACACCGGAAAUUACAACUACUCCUCCAGAAAAAAAAUUUAUUUGUACAUCCGCCGGGAAAUUUCCAGAUUUACACGAUUGCUCGUUAUUCCAUUUAUGUAUCAACGCAUUUAUUAAAUACAUUGACAUUCCUAUUAGAUGUCCUGACGGUACUCAAUUUAAUCCUGACACAAAACGUUGCACCAGAAGACCUGUUCGUUGCCCGAAUGAUCCUCCUAUUAUUUGCACAACUUCCGGCGUUUUUCCUCAUCCCACAGAUUGCACGCGAUAUUACAAAUGUUUUUGGACAUCGCUUUACAAACAAUUCUCUCAAAUUCAAUAUAAUUGCCCGUCAAACACCAAAUACAAUAAAUAUUUAAAACGUUGCGUUCAAUCUAACGAUUUAUCUUGUUCAAAUCAUGUUCAAAGUUCACCGUUUUAUUGCGUUGAAAGCGGUAGAUUUCCCGUUGAGUUUACUUGCGAUGAAUAUUAUGAGUGUAAAAUGAAAAAUGGGCUUUAUGAAAUUAAGUUGAAAACGUGUUCAUCUGGAAAAUUAUUUGAUGCACAGUGGCAACGGUGUAGAAAAUCUCAUUUGGUGGUUUGUUCUUAUGGAAUUUUUGAAGAUUACGAUUAUUAUGAUAAUUUUGGUGGAAGAUCUGAUUCAGAGGAGAAUUAAAAUGUAUUGUUUAAUAAAAGUGCAUGUUAAAUAAAAAUAUGUUUAAUAAAAAUCUAUAUUUAAUAAAAUUUCCAUUUAACAAUAAGGUGAUAUAAAGAGUAAAUAUUUAUUAUUAAAGUGCGUUGACGUAGAUUUUAUAUAAAUAAACGAUUUUAGUAUGA
This is a messenger RNA of Onthophagus taurus, 5445 nucleotides long. Lineage: Eukaryota; Metazoa; Arthropoda; Insecta; Coleoptera; Scarabaeidae. The record is from RefSeq and is a predicted model, not a curated record.